Molecule: messenger RNA, 2925 nt
Organism: Calliphora vicina (urban bluebottle blowfly)
Lineage: Eukaryota; Metazoa; Arthropoda; Insecta; Diptera; Calliphoridae
Product: probable WRKY transcription factor protein 1
Exons: 3
Coding region: 1352-2782 (476 amino acids)
Source: RefSeq, a predicted model, not a curated record
UUUUGAAAACUUCUCAGACAACGAGAAAAGCGUAUAAUAAAAUAAAAAAGAACACAUCUGAACACAUGCUGAUGAAUGAUACUUAUGUUGCUUUCUGAUACAAAAUGCUCAUAACAGUUGGCCAAAAUGGCUGAGAACGAACGGACGGUUAAUUUUCGGAUAAAAUAAAUAAUAAUUUCUUAAAAGAUAAAAAACGCACUCAAACGAUAAAUUAAGAAAACAAUAACAAGUUGAAAAAAAUUUAAAAAAAAACAAAAGUAAUAAAAAACACAAAAUUGUUUAUAAAUGUCACACAUAUGUUGAAGACUAACAAAAAUAAACAACAGCAACAACAACAAAAAUUGAAGAAAAACGAAGCCAAAUCACACAACAUAUAAAAAUAAAUAAAUAUAAUUAAGAUUUCAAAAAACAACAACAACCGAGCACAAUUAAAAACUAAAAAAAAUAUCGAAAAAACACAUAUGUACGAGUAUAUUCUAAAAGAAAGUGAAAAUACUUAAGAGCAAAAAAAAAAGGCAUUUAAAAAGUGUGUUUGAUGUGCUAAUUGUAUUUAAAAGUUUGGAAAACAAACAAAAAAAACACGACACUUUAAGAUAAUUCUGCCAAUAAAAUGAGAUAAUUUCAAAGUGUUAAAUGAUAAAUUGAGAAAAUGUGUGUUUGAAUUGUCUACAAAUUAAAAUUGUUUUGAAGUGAAUGAAACCAUUACAUUUUCUUUUUUUUUUUUUAAAAAAAACUAUUGUUUCUAAACGCAUACUUCGCUUGCCUCUUGAACGUCAUUAUCUUUGUGAAUUCUAUAAAUAUUUAAACGAACAAAAAAAAUUUAACUAUAAAAAUAAACUACUAACGGCUCAUUGAAAUUUUAAAUAAAUAAAAAAAUAAAAUAAGAAAAUUAUUUUUCGUUUGCUAGUUGGCCUUUAGCCAGCGGCUAAAUGUUGAUCUUCAUAAACAAAACGAACAUUUUUGAAUUGUACUCGUAUAUAGAAAUAUAGAAUACUAUAGUUCUCUCAUACUACAUUAAGCAAUUUGAUGUCCCCUUAUUCCCGUUUCAUGUGGUUUUCUUUGAAUUUAUUUGGGUGACAUUAAAAGUCAUAAUUUUUUGCGGAACAUAUACAUAAAUUGAGUUCAAAUUGGAUGACAUCGGCUACAAAAUUGUUUGACAACAGGUGGAUUAUAGUAUAUGCUUUUCAAAUAUUUAAAAAAAAACAUUUAAAGAGAUUACACGAAAGAAACACAAAGCACUCUAAGAGAGACACAAACUGUCACAUAACACAAGAGCGGAAAAAGUUGAGUUUCGAAAAUAGAAUCGCACAAGUGUUUCCUUAUGUGAUUUACAUACAACAACAUUUCAACAAUGUCAGAUUUGUUUAUGGAUAUGCAUCGCCGUCGUCGACGUUGGCAUACCCAUCAAACCACACCACCAACGUCCACAUCGGCAACUACAACAACCUCAGAAUCGCCAAGUUCAACACAAGAUACAAACGAUCACAACACAUUUAGUCAUCAUAAUUAUUCGACUAGAAAUGGUGCAGAUGCAGCAACUAAUGCCAAUUAUAAUUAUAAUAUUCGCAUAGAAGGUAAAGAGGAAAAACAUGACAACAAUGAUAAUGAUAACGAUGACGAUGACAAUAAUGAUGAAUUUGCAAAUAUAUUAAGUUUGAAAUUACGAAAACCCAAACAUUGGAAAUGGGAGCUAUCUACCUCAAAAUCAUGUUCUAACAUAGCUUUACCACGUAUUUUACUGUACGAUCAUAAAGGUCAACUUUUAGUAGAUGCCCAGGGUGAUGAUGAUGAAAGCGUUUAUAAGCAAAAAGAUUACGAAAAACCCAAACGUGAUAAAUCUAAAAAGCGUUCACAUCACUCAAAACAGGAGCAAUCCCAAUAUCAACAACGUUCUGCCACCACAAAUCUAACGCAUUCCAUACGUAAAGCUUUGGAAAAGGAAUUUAAUGGUUUACAAAUCCAAGAAGCUACCCCUUCUCCUGAACCCUAUUCGCACAUGUCCAAUCAUUCAUCACAUCGCAGCCGCAAAGCAAUUGACUUUAAUACCACUGAUUUGCCGGACUAUGGUCUCUCUAGGAGAUCAUCGUCUUUAAGAGGCGUACGCUUCAAUGUAGAAGACGACGAAGAUCCAGACUAUUAUGAAUCACAAAUACCCGAAUUUUUACCUACCCCACCAUCGACCACAACACCUACAUCUUCGUCUUCGGGUCCUCGAGAGAAACGCAAAUAUCGUCGUUCUCAAAGUUCCGGCAGAUCAUCAGCGCACUCGGGCUCCAUACUCGAACGAUUCAGUUAUCAAAAAGGACGCUUUUCUUCACCCGAAUACGCCGAAGAGAAAGAAGUUAUACAUGGUCCACGUUACUUUUUGCGUACUAGCAAAGCUGGCACUUUGGUAGUACAGGAAGAUAGUUUCAGUCAACAUCCGCGAAGAAGAAGGCGAACAUUGAAAAAUCGAUCAACCGAGUCGCUCCAAAGUAUGCAGAAAUCAUCACUCUCUUCCACCCCUCCUGCACAACAGCAGUCUGCUUGCAAUAGCCCAACUCCAGGCGAGUUAAAUUGUAAUAGAAAACAGCAACCCAUACGUCGUCAUUUGACUGAUGGAAAUAUUUUAUUAAAUAAACAAUUAUCCACAUCUGAGGAAGAUGUUGCAGUUGCGGCUGGCCAAAAACAACUAAUGGAUAAUGUUAAUUCAAGACAUUUACGUAAAUAUGUACAGGCACGUAAUCAAGCAAAAGAUUUGGAUUAUUCACCCGAUGUUCAUCAAAAUGGAAAAGUUAGAUGAAGAUAUUGGUAGACGUUUCGGAACGAGUAUUGUUCAUAGAUAUAUGAUGUAUAUUUAAAGACAUGGUUGUGACACAUUAAGUAACUCAAUGAAUUUAAUAAUGUAAAAAUAUGUGUAAAUAAAAUUAUAAAAUAAUUUAAAAA